Molecule: messenger RNA, 2544 nt
Organism: Glarea lozoyensis ATCC 20868
Lineage: Eukaryota; Fungi; Ascomycota; Leotiomycetes; Helotiales; Helotiaceae
Product: P-loop containing nucleoside triphosphate hydrolase
Exons: 1
Coding region: 1-2544 (847 amino acids)
Biological process (GO): RNA catabolic process; mitochondrial RNA 3'-end processing
Cellular component (GO): mitochondrial degradosome
Molecular function (GO): hydrolase activity, acting on acid anhydrides; ATP binding; RNA helicase activity
Source: RefSeq, a predicted model, not a curated record
AUGAGCUCUACCGUUCAAAAGUCUGGAAAAUGUGCAAUUUGUGCAUUUAGAGCGUCAGAAAGGUUUACUGUUUCUCGAUGGCAAAAUGGUGCCAAACGCCACAGAACCGACAGUGCUCCCAGUCCUUCUCCGAAUCAUAAUUACUCCUUCGAGGUCAGAAGAAGCCCCCUCCGCGCCAGUAAUCGACGGGUCGGUCGUUAUGGGACACGCCGCGUAGAUAAUGGUGGCCGUGAAGAAGCAGCCGGGCGUGGGGAAGCACCCGCAUCAGGGUCAUACGGUAUCUUUGCUGGUAUUGUUCACGAACAGGUCAAAAGGAAUCGGACAAGACAACUUUCCAAUCUCGAAGCAAGAGCAACACCACAAGGACGCACCAAAGCCGAGCUUCGUCAAUCCCGUCAAAACCUCGUGUUACAACUCGACCAGUUCGGCGACUUGGUGCACGAAGCAGCCAGAAAAGCCCAAGCCGCAGGGCAAGUCACACAGGCCGAUAACCCUCUUUUCUUUGCCUUUAGACAGGCAUUUGUAAAAGGGCACCUUUCCGGGCUAGCGGAGGAGGUUAGAUACAGAUUCAUAGUGUCAGCAUUGGACAAAGAAGAAGUCAGGAUUCAAACUGAAACACUUCCCUUUCAGAAGGCUAUAGCGGAUCUAACGCAUCCUACAGAGUGGUUUCCAGCUACAAGAGCCAUACAACGAGUGGUUCAUCUGCAUAUUGGGCCUACCAACUCUGGAAAGACAUAUCAUGCUCUGAAAAGACUUGAACAAGCAAAAAGUGGUAUUUUUGCUGGACCCCUCCGGUUGUUGGCUCAUGAAGUUUACACGAGGUUCAACGCCAAGGGGAUCAAGUGUGCUUUGGUGACUGGGGAGGAACAUCGAGUUCCAGACGGUAUGGAGAACUUUAUGAACAGUUGUACGGUCGAGAUGGUUCCCCUGAAUACUAUGGUCGAUGUUUGUGUGAUCGACGAGAUUCAAAUGCUGGGCGACACAGAACGGGGUUGGGCUUGGACGAAUGCCUUUCUAGGAGUCCAGGCGAAGGAGCUUCACCUGUGUGGCGAGGUCCGCACUGAACAACUUGUCAGAUCACUAUGUAAAGCCAUGGGAGAGAAGCUAAUCAUUCAUCGGUAUGAGCGCCUUGGUUCCUUGGAAACGCAGAAAAAUCACGUGGACCAAAAGAACUUCAAAAAUCUUCGAAAAGGCGAUGCCGUCAUCCUGUUCUCACGUGUGGCCAUCCACGGUGUGAAAAAAGAUAUUGAGAAAGCGACGGGGAAAAGAUGUGCUGUGGUCUAUGGCUCUUUACCACCAGAAACACGUGCAUCACAAGCGGCUCUGUUCAACGAUCCAGAUAAUGACUACGAUUUUCUUGUCGCGAGUAACGCAGUUGGAAUGGGGCUUAAUCUGAGCAUAAAACGUGUCAUAUUCAGCACGACUUGGAAACGCAACAACGAUGGACUUGGCCAGCUUGAAACAUCAGAGAUCAAACAGAUUGGUGGUAGAGCAGGCAGGUAUAAGACUGCACACUCCGCAAUCAAACAAGCGAAUGUCGACAAUUCAAACGCCAGUGUGGCUGUUACGGCACCUGCUGUGACUUCCAAGGCAGCCACAGGCUUCGUAACCGCAUUCAGCAAGGAAGAUCUAGAUGUCAUAACCAAAGCAAUGAGAACGGACGUUGAGCCAAUGAAGACUGCUGGUAUAAUGCCUCCAGCAGAUAUCGUUAUGCGGUUCGCAGCCUUCUUUCCCCCGGAAACCGCAUUUAGUUACGUCCUUCUAAGGUUAAAGGAACUGGUCAAACUGAACCCACACUUUCAUUACUGCUUCAACAAAGAUGUCGCUGAAAUCCUCGACUUGAUCCAACCAUACGACAUGACACUCCCCGACCGCGUUGCCUUUGCAGCUGCUCCGGCGUCACUCAAAAACAAUCCGCGAACUGCAGCUACCAUCGUGGAUUACGCUAAAGCCCUCUCCAAAAGAGACGGCCGCGAUCUGUUAGACUUCUCAUCCCUUGAUCUCGACAUCUUGGAUCAUGAUAUCCACGAUCAUAUAGAGGGAGUAAGGGGCUUCUUAAGAGACGCUGAAACUUUACAUCAGUCUCUUACUGUUUAUCUAUGGCUCAGCUACCGCUUUGCUGGUGUGUAUAGACAACAGGCUCUUUGCUUCCAUAUCAAGAGUCUGGUUGAAGAGAAGAUUGAUCAAUGUCUCGAGGAGAUUAAUUUCAUCCCUCCAAAGGCGGUUAGGGCUAGCAGGUAUAUCCAGCGUAUGAGUGAUCUGGACCAGAUGGUGAAGGAUUUACAACUGGGUUCUUCUGAAGAAGGCAAGGAGGCUUCUGGGGAGGGUGCAAGUGACGUCCUCGAAGUUCAGGAGGAAGUCGAGUUUGAGGAGGAGGAUGGACAUGGCGAGUCUGAGAUCGCCGUCGAUGUUUAUCCCGCUGAUGAUUCGCCUGCUGAUGGCAAUAUCCCUCAAACACCUGAGUCGGGUAAGAACAUUAUUCCGGAUUUUGUACCGGAUGAAAUUCCAGAAGGAGAUCGCGUACGGGAUUCUGCUAUACUGUGA